Fonsecaea multimorphosa CBS 102226 is the source of this 1302-nucleotide messenger RNA. RefSeq lists its product as uncharacterized. The transcript has 2 exons. Bases 1 to 1302 code for a protein of 433 amino acids. Gene Ontology annotation, biological process: peptidyl-histidine methylation, to form tele-methylhistidine. The record is from RefSeq and is a predicted model, not a curated record. Lineage: Eukaryota; Fungi; Ascomycota; Eurotiomycetes; Chaetothyriales; Herpotrichiellaceae. Gene Ontology annotation, molecular function: protein-L-histidine N-tele-methyltransferase activity.
AUGUCUUUCUCAUUCGGCUUUAGCGGCGACGAUAUCGAGGGCGAGGGAGAUGCCACAGAGCAUGAGGCUCUCACUAGCCAAAUCUCCCAGUAUACGUUAUCCGACUCUGUCAAGUCCCCAGCACAUAUUGCUGUCCAACCAGAGAGACAUUCGCUGGGAGAAUUGCUAGCGUCACUGCCAUCCCAGAUAUCAUACAGCAAGCUGCAUAUACCCAGUCCCGAAGACCAUGGCCUCACCAACAACCAAUCCAACAACAACAACAAUAAUAAUGGAGUCCAGACCACGCUCUACCGUCGCUCGGUGUUUGACAUCCGCGCUCAACUCAUGGCCGAGGCGAACCCGUCCGCCGCCGAAGAAGAGGAUACCGCCAAAACGCUCCUCUCGGGCCUAGAAAGUGGUGACCUCGCCUCAGGCGUCUAUGAAGGAGGUUUCAAGACGUGGGAAUGUGCGCUUGACCUGGCCUCCCUCGUCGCCUCCGAAUCAGAUUUCGUCCUUCAUCACCGGAAUCAUCCUGGUCAGGAGGAGGAGGAUUGGGAGGUUGUCGAGCUCGGCGCGGGCAGCGCUGUGCCGACUCUGGCGCUCAUUACAAAGUUCCUAGAGCGGAGGAAAGGGCAAUCACCACAAAGUGGGAGUCUCAAAGUGACGUUAUGCGACUACAAUGUGGACGUUCUACGACUGGCCACGGCGCCCAACGUGCUCCUGAAUUACCUGUUCGCUUCGGCGAAAGUGUCCCCGUCCCUCGAUGAUGAGGGUAGCUGGGACGGAGGAGAUCUCGACCUGGAAGAACUAGGAGGCGACUCCUUUGUGAACAGCACCCUCCAGGACAUCGCUUCCAAGAACAUAUCAUUCGAUUUCAUAUCGGGAGGAUGGGGCCCAGAAUUCCUCGACCUCAUCAAUCGACCGCCGUCACCGUCAGCGCGCGACUCACAAGAAACGGACCAGAACCGCCGACCACCCACGAACCUACUCAUCCUCGCCUCCGAAACAAUCUACUCGCCCUCGUCUCUCAAAUCAUUUUCAGAAACCGUCCUCAGCCUUCUCCUCCGGACUUCUUCCCAUUCCCAUAGAUCUGGAACCGGCACCGGGAAGGGAGAGGCCAUUCCGGAGCCCAAGGCCUGGGUCGCCGCAAAAAGAGUCUACUUCGGCGUUGGGGGCGGUGUGGAUGAGUUCGUCAGGGAAAUGGACAGGCUCGGCGCGACGAGUCGCGUGGUUAUGGACAUCAAGGACGCUGGGGUCGGGAGGGUCGUGUUGGAGGUCACGCUCUCGGCGCCUGCUUCGGAGGAUAUUACUGCUUCUACAUAA